This is a messenger RNA of Ceratosolen solmsi marchali, 1648 nucleotides long. RefSeq names its product retinol dehydrogenase 11. NCBI's taxonomy places the organism in Eukaryota, Metazoa, Arthropoda, Insecta, Hymenoptera, Agaonidae. The transcript has 4 exons. Bases 45 to 1031 code for a protein of 328 amino acids. The record is from RefSeq and is a predicted model, not a curated record.
GUAGAAACAAAACAAAGAAAAACAAAGAAUAAAACAUAAAAAAUAUGGUAUCUACGUUAUGCUACAUCAUUUUGCCAGUUGUUUUUAUCGCUGGACUAUUGAGAAAAUGCAGGGAAUACUCUUGGGGAAGAUGUAAGAGUAAAAGUAAUUUAGAAGGACGUAUUUUUAUCGUAACUGGCAGUAAUUCUGGAGUUGGCAAGGAAACGGUGAAAGAGCUGGCUAAAAGAAAAGCCACCGUUAUUUUGGCUUGUAGAAGCUUACAAGCUGCCAAAAACACGGUCCAGGAGAUUCGCUGUUACGCACCUGGAGCAGAAUUGAUUCCCAUGGAACUGGAUCUUGCUUCGCUCACGUCGGUUAAGCAUUUUGCUGCCGAAGUAUUAAAAAACUUUUCAGAAAUUCAUGUGUUAAUUAAUAAUGCAGGCGUUUAUGUACCUUUACAAGACAAGGACAAGGACGUAACUAGAGAAGGAUUUGAAAUACACUUUGGAGUUAAUCAUUUAGGGCACUUUUUAUUAACAAAUUUAUUAUUGGAUAGAUUGAAGCAGUGCGCGCCCAGCAGAGUGGUUAUAGUGACGUCGAAGCUGCUGGAAUCGGGUGUCAUUGAUUUUAAUAAUUUAAAUGGUGAAAAAGGUUUACCGGUUAAAGGCCGCAUGAAUCCUGGUUAUUGUAAUUCAAAAUUGGCAAACGCUUAUUUUGCCAGUGAACUGGCGAGGAGAACUGAAAAUAGUGGUGUUUGUGUUUAUAUGGUUUGCCCAGGAUUUGCAUACACCGGAUUAUUCAGACACGUAAAAAGAAGUUGGUUUCAUUAUAUUUUAUUUUCACCAGUGGCAUUAUUAUUUUUACGAACCCCCAAUCAGGGAGCACAGACUGUAUUGCAUUGCGCCACGGAUCCAGCUUUAUCCAAUGAAAGUGGAAAUUUAUACUUUGACUGUAAGGUGUAUACGUCCAAAAAGAAAUUAGAUGCUGAAGUGGGUCAUAAGCUCUGGGCAGUAAGUUCUAAACUGACAGGCAUCGAAGAAUCUUCCAUAUAAUUUUUUAAUUAAAAGCGAUAAUAUGCUUAGAAGAAGCAAAAUAAAAAUUAUGGGUAGAAUUCUAUUUAUUGACGACUGAAUGAUAACUUUGAAGUAAAAUUUAUUAAAAUUCAAUGUGAGAAAAAUAUAUUAUUAAAAAAUUAAGCAUUUGUGAUAGUUACUAGCUACUCCUCAAAGUAUAUAUCCACUCGAAUAUAAAUAAUUAUUACCAAAAUGAACAAAAAAAAAAAGAAAAAGGAAUUCAAUUGUUGACGUAUUUUCGUUUUUUGACAUAUCCAAGAUAGUACAAAUAUUUUUUUAAUGCCGUAAAUACUAUCAAAACGUACAUGUAUGAAUAUGUCGAAAGAAACAUUCUCUUGGCAAACAAACUAUUAACCAUUGAUAAGCAAUAAAUGCCAAAAAAACAUUUGUAGAGUCAAAUAAUCACUUUUAGAUGCUAAUUUUAGAAUGACAGUGCCAUUUAGACUAAUUAUAAUAAAUAAUGAGAUACUAAAUCGUCAUUUUUGCUAAUAAGUUUUUGUAAUGUAAACGAAAUGCUUGUGCUCUUGUUGCGUAAUUGUAUAGUAUUAUGUUCGAUUGUAUUUAAUUUCUUAAACUAGAAUGUAUCAAAGGUUAUG